CUUAAGGUGGUGCGAGGACUGGCUGAGGCCGAAGGGGUGCUCGCUCGUUUUGACCCGCUGGAUUUGGAUUCCCUGCCCGAGUCGGUGCGGGAAAGGACGAGGCAGGCCUUUGGCGAUGACGUAACGCCUGAACAGUCAAUAAUAACGAUGCUGCGCGAGGUUCGGAGUGAAGGCGACGCCGCUAUUCGUCGCUACACCAAGCUGCUGGAUGGCGUCGAUUUGCCAGAGUUCAAGAUUAGCGAGGCCGAGCUGGCCGAAGCCCGCAGCAGCAUAUCUACAGAGCUGGAAUCAGCCCUGUUGUUGGCUGCCAAAAGGAUCACCGACUUUCAUCAGGCGACGUUGCCCAGGAACUGGGUGGACCUGGAGCAGGGCUUGGGGGAAAUGGUUCGCCCCUUGGAACGGGUGGGCCUUUAUGCUCCUGGCGGAACUGCCGCCUAUCCAUCAACCGUCCUGAUGACAGCCAUUCCCGCGCGCGUCGCCGGAGUCAAGGAAGUAAUCCUGACCACGCCCAGGCGAGGCGCGGAACCGUUGAAUCCCGCGGUAAUGGCGGCCGCUCACAUCGCAGGAGUGGAUGCCGUCUACCAGAUUGGUGGAGUUCCCGCCAUCGCAGCCAUGGCCUACGGUACCGAGUCCAUAGCAAAGGUGGACAAAAUUUGCGGUCCAGGCAAUAUCUUCGUUGCUUACGCCAAGAAACUGGUCCAGGGCCAGGUGGACAUUGACGGUAUCUUUGGCCCAACCGAGACCAUUGUCAUUGCUGAUGACACGGCGCAGGCCAGCUUUUGUGCCGCCGACAUGAUCGCCCAGGCCGAACACGAUCCCCUUUCCACAGCUAUCCUGGUAACCGAUUCCAGCGAUUUGAUUGAUCAGGUGGAGCUGGAGUUGGAGCUUCGGCUGUCAACUCUUGAGCGAGGCGAUAUGGCCCGGGAUGCUCUGGAGCGGCAGGGUCGCAUUGUCCUUGUGGAAGACCUGGAUGAAGCGGUUGAACUGGCCAAUCGCAUCGCUCCUGAGCACCUGUGCAUGAUGGUUGCCGACCCCUGGACCUGGGCGGGGAAGGUGAAGAAUGCCGGUGGGCUGUUCCUGGGAGAGUAUUCUCCGGAAGUCAUGGGCGAUUACAUAGCGGGCCCCAGCCAUGUGAUGCCUACGGGCGGCACGGCACGUUUCAACUCGGCCCUCAGUGUGCAUCAUUUCAUGCGCACCAUGCCAGUUGUCGGCCUGACUCCCCAGACUUUUAGGAAUUUGGGCGAAGCGGCAGUGCAGAUAGCCCACGUGGAAGGCCUCACCGGCCAUUCCGGUGCCAUUGAAGUGCGGCUGGAGAGUCUGAAAGCCCGUGCCUAG
Messenger RNA from Geodia barretti, 1335 nucleotides. NCBI's taxonomy places the organism in Eukaryota, Metazoa, Porifera, Demospongiae, Tetractinellida, Geodiidae. The record is from the annotation of a GenBank genome assembly.